UUCGCCGCAAUUAUCCAAAUUCAAGUUCGCACCAAAUUUUCCUCCCAAAAUGUCAGGCCGUGGAAAAGGUGGGAAGGGUUUGGGAAAGGGAGGAGCUAAGAGGCACAGAAAGGUUCUUCGUGACAACAUUCAAGGAAUCACGAAACCUGCGAUUCGUAGGUUAGCGAGAAGAGGUGGCGUGAAGAGGAUCAGUGGUUUGAUUUACGAGGAAACCAGAGGAGUUCUGAAGAUAUUCUUGGAGAACGUGAUUCGCGAUGCUGUAACCUACACUGAGCACGCUAGGAGGAAAACUGUUACUGCUAUGGAUGUCGUUUAUGCUCUCAAGAGACAGGGAAGGACCCUCUAUGGCUUUGGAGGCUAAAGAAUAGAAUCUUUAGGUUUAAUGACUGUGUUGCAGGAUAAAACAUUGGUUCUUUUGAAUUUGCGUGAAGUUUAGUUUAGGUUUGGUUUGUUCUGUAACAUACGAAGCUAUGUUUGCUCAGAAAAUGUAAAACUUCAAUUGAAAUCUAAAUGAAGGAGUGUUGUUUUCGUGGCGCAUA
This is a messenger RNA of Glycine soja, 539 nucleotides long. RefSeq names its product histone H4. NCBI's taxonomy places the organism in Eukaryota, Viridiplantae, Streptophyta, Magnoliopsida, Fabales, Fabaceae. The record is from RefSeq and is a predicted model, not a curated record. Gene Ontology annotation, biological process: nucleosome assembly. Gene Ontology annotation, molecular function: DNA binding; protein heterodimerization activity; structural constituent of chromatin. Bases 50 to 361 code for a protein of 103 amino acids. The transcript has a single exon. Gene Ontology annotation, cellular component: nucleosome.